AUGACCGGAGUGGGUAGGGAUGUUGGCAUCGAGGAAUUGAGCAAACGUCUGGCUUACCGCUUCGCAAACAAAUGCUUCACCCCACUUGAACUUACCCAUCUGAAAGACAACUUCUUCUCUCGGGCCCUAGACCAAGGAGGCAUUCGCUAUUGGAAUGAAGAGAUAUUAUCAGAAUUUUUGGGUAUCCCCGAUGGCGCAGGGUCGGCAGCAUAUGUUACCAGUGAUGGAUCUCUCGAUGCUGGACCCGUCAUCUUUCGCAUGGUGUCAUACCUUGGGGCGUUUCCAUUUCAAAACACCAUGGCACCAAGCGUAUUGACAUUCGAAGCUAUGGUAAAAGUGAUUGUGCUUCUUACCGAAAGAUAUGGGAAAGUUUUGAGACGAGGGAGAAAGGAUCGAGUUAAGCUACUUUACGGCAGUCUGGCGGAUGUUGGGCGGAGGGAUAUCAUUGUUCAACUCCAAGAAGCCGCAGAAGACUCGAUGGAGUCGGUUGGCGAGGCUGGCCCUGGCUCUGAUCGCACCUUCACGCAUUCUACGGGAUUUUCCGUCGAUAAACCUGCUCAUGACGAUGAUGGAGAGGAAGAUGAUGAUGACCUGGCUCUUGCGGCCCUGGAAUCACUAGAUGCGAUUGAGAUUUUCAAACACGAUCAACGGAUUGAUAAAACUGUCUAUGAGUCGAAGAUUUCUAUAAAUACCUUCCGGCGACUAUUAGCAUUGCUCAUGGUCACAGCUCCACUUCGACCGCUGGGAACAAUUUCGAAAUAUACGACAGGGUUAAGCAGUUCAAUUCUAGAGACAGUACAUGAACAGGUAGAAAGCAUUCUUGCUGCGUUGGCCUUGGACGAUUUAGAGGGUGGCAUUGGGUAUAAAUCAUUUUCCGAAUUGAUAUCAACCUCUCUCCCGUACCUAUUCGACCCCUUGACCCCUCUGUUUGAGCAUCUCCUGUUUAGUAAAAAUCUCGACCUCACUAGAAAACGACAUUCCCAGUCCCAGAAUGACCCUGCAGCUAAGCCAGUUCCAACGCCACCUUCAACUCCUCCAUCGUCCCCUCCCCUAUCCCCCGUUAUCUUAAAUGGUGGUUUUGACUCCUCCAUUCUAAACCCAGCCCUCUUGUCCCAUCUAUCAUUCUUCCUUUCGACCUCUGCUCAAAUUCCGAACAUCUUCCGCAAUCGGACGCGACUCCAUCCUGUCUUCUCUUCGACAGAGCAUGGCGAAUCAUUAACGUCCUUCUCCCACCAUGUCAUGACAUGGCAAGCUCCGAGUAUACUUUUAAUUAAGGGCGCAGUGACAUCAGAAUCUGACGAAGAACAAAUAACCACCAUUGGAGCUUAUCUCCCCCAACCCUGGAAACAAUCCUCAUCGUAUUCCUCCCGGAGGUCGUCCGAUGUUCCCGAUCAAUCAACACUUCCCUGUCUCUUCGAGCUAUCCCCAGUUCACACCGUCCUCCAGGGUUCCCCUUCCCUCUCCUCUCUUAAACCAAACAUGCCCGUAACCUACUUCUCCACCAAAACUGGCAUCGCCAUUGGCUGCCAAAUCCCCCCACCCUCCCGAAAAUCCCUGGGAGCUGAUUUUCUUCCCAAACCCAGCGGCGGCGGCAGUCUCCUCAUCGACCCCGCCCUGGAAGUUGCCACUUUGGUGAUAUCUGAUGGCCUCAACGGGGAAGGCGUAUUUCUCCCACCAGGAAUUUCAGCCCACAGCGCCAGCAAAAGCGUCUCCUGCACAACCCUAGCAGCAUCAACAACAUCCAUAUCUGCCUCAAACCAUAACACCACAAAAUCCAUCUCGAUUUAUAGCCUUGAGGUGUGGGGCAUUAUUCCCUCUCAAUCCCUCAGCGCGCAGCUUGAUUCACCUGGUUCCUUUGUCGACAAACAAGAUGCUAUCACUCAGCAGCGCGCACAAUGGGAUUUUGAGGCGCGAGAAGCGGAACGCAGAAAGGUGAUUAAUAUGAAAGUGGGCGUUGGGGAAUUAGAGGAGCACUCUGGUAGGGCGCUGCUCGAAAUGGCAGGGAUUGUUGGGGAUUCCCAAUAUUCGGGGUUAAGGCACUUGAGGUAG
Paracoccidioides lutzii Pb01 is the source of this 2049-nucleotide messenger RNA. RefSeq lists its product as hypothetical. The coding region runs from base 1 to 2049 and encodes 682 amino acids. The record is from RefSeq and is a predicted model, not a curated record. The transcript is spliced from 2 exons.